CAAAGAUGGCUGGAGUAGGUGUACUCAUGCGCCUUUUGGGGAACAAAUUUAAUGAAUGCAAAAUUUUGAUGUAUUUGUUCGACGUUUUAAACUGAUUUAUAUUUUUAUAUAGCCUGAAAUGACAAAGUGAUGAAAAAUAUCCAGUUAUAUAGGUGACUUCAAUCCCUCGUUCUUCAUGCACCCUGUCUCCGUUACUCCCGUUGCCAUGGUGACAGCACACAUCAGAGUGUCGUGUUGUGGUGUCGAUGAUUGUUAUUCCAUCUUGGUUUGAUUAGUUAUUAGUCAGUCGAAGACUUCAGAAGACUUGGUGGUAAAGGCACUAAUGGACUUCACUGGAAGCAGUUACGAAGGGGAUCAAAAAUAUGGCAGGAUGGAUGGAAAAGGAACCUAUACCUUUCCCUCAGAGACCAAGUAUGUGGGAGAGAUGAAAAACGGGAUGUUUCAUGGCAAAGGAGUGCUGCACUUUCCAAAUGGAAGUAAAUAUGAUGCCACAUGGGAGAACGGCAUAGCUAAACAGGGGAAGUUCACCUUUGCUGAUGGUCUGCAGUACCAGGAGGAGGACUGGGACUACUGUGAUGGUUACGACAGAUGCUUUUACAGCGAGAGGUGCAAUGGACUCAGACCUGCAGGAGAAUCUCAACUAACUGAUCGUCAUCCUCCUCUUGUUAUACCUGAUGGAUGUUAUGAUUGUGGAGACGGUUUCUAUGAUCCCUCAUCCAGAGUCGUCACAUCAUACACAGGAGGAUUCCUCAGGAAUGCAGUCCUCCAGAAGAAUACUCCUGUAUCUUUUAGGGAUUUAUUUCUCAACCCUCAGAGGUGAAGGCACAUUUGUCACAGUGGGUGUGAAGACAGAAUUUAUUGCCUCUCGGCUUCCGCCCAGGAUGAGGAUUGCAGCGCUGAUGGGACACAGGGAAGACCCACCCUCCCAGAGAGGACGUUUGCCACAGCAAGGAAAGAGGAAGGAGCUCCCUGUGUAGCCAUUACAACUGGUGGAUGUAGGAUGAGGAAGAAGUGAGCAGGACGAGCCAGUGAAGACCAACCUGAAAUCUAUAAGAGUUCCAGAAACAAUGCAUAUGGAUCUGUUUUGAACAUGGUGAUGACUGAACUUUCAUCCCCUGGAUCUACAUGCUGUUGCUAAGAAACAUCAGGCUAAACUUUAUUUACUGGCCAAAGCUGACCUGUUGCUAUUGCUGUCUUGCCGUCCUUAGUUACCGUUGCUAACUUGGACAAACAGCUCGGCUUGGCUUGAUGCCAAAUACCAAAACAAUAGGAUCUGUUGCUAAUAUUCCCCAAGAGGUUAUGUAUUAUUUUUGGAACUAAACUGAUUUCUUGUCGUCAAGUUGCUGCAGAUAUGCUUUUAAUACUAUAUGGUGAAUGCUACAUGUCACAAAUACCGAUACGCUAUAUAGAGAUGCAGGAAAUUGACGUUUUUUGAAGGAUUUAUUUCUUGGAAAACAGAUAAAAGAUACAGCUACAAAAUAAGCAAUGUCAUUAAUGCUCUUCAAGUCUGUCCUAAGUCUCACAAAGCAUUACACUUUUAUAGCCACUAGGACACUUACAGUAUUACAAAGUAUUGGGUUAAUCACUCACGGACUCACCACAGAGGUCUGAAGUGAAGCCCAGCAGCAGGAUGUUCAUGGACUGAUCCACAUCUACACCUGUCUACAUGUUGAAAACUCAUUCAGUAUUGUUCCAUGAAAGUUAUUCCCAGAUGCAAGUGUCCCCCUGUGGGAACCGAUCAGUGGUUACUGUUAAAAUACAAUUUUCAUCUUGAACUGUCUAUUAAAUUUGACUUCUGGUUUUAGAAAAGUGAAAGAUAAAUCUACAGAUUACUGUUGAAUCUGGAAAGACUACAAAACUAGAUGUUUCAACACAGUAUAUUCUGACCAUUAGGAAUUUCUCAUUUGUGGCAUGGGAACAUGGGAGUUGUUGUUUACUACACAAUAUGAAUGAACCUGAUGUGACUCAUGCAG
Messenger RNA from Sphaeramia orbicularis (orbiculate cardinalfish), 1973 nucleotides. It is a transcript of the gene morn5, whose product is annotated as MORN repeat containing 5. The record is from RefSeq and is a predicted model, not a curated record. NCBI's taxonomy places the organism in Eukaryota, Metazoa, Chordata, Actinopteri, Kurtiformes, Apogonidae. Bases 323 to 820 code for a protein of 165 amino acids. The transcript has 5 exons.